Messenger RNA from Dreissena polymorpha, 3327 nucleotides. Its product is annotated as annexin A7-like. The transcript is spliced from 15 exons. NCBI's taxonomy places the organism in Eukaryota, Metazoa, Mollusca, Bivalvia, Myida, Dreissenidae. Bases 33 to 2180 code for a protein of 715 amino acids. The record is from RefSeq and is a predicted model, not a curated record. Gene Ontology annotation, molecular function: calcium ion binding; calcium-dependent phospholipid binding. Gene Ontology annotation, cellular component: cytoplasm.
GUAAAGACCGGUGUGACACAAUGUAGAAUGCUAUGUACACUAAUACCAAGAUUAGCAGAAAGCAGGCCCCAUAUAUUUUCGGGGCGACUUGUCCUGGGGCGAGUUGGCUUUGGGGCGAGUUGUCUGGCUCCCAAGCACACAUUACCGGAAGCAACCUGUUCGAGUCAGGAAGUGACAACCUAGAAAUACUUCUUUCGAUUCUUUGGAAAAAUCAAGCGUCAGACUCCUGCAUCAUGGGUAAGAGUUCGUCCAGCUCAAGUUCCGAUGACGAGUUUAGGCACUUGCCAAAGCAUGAGAGGAAACGACUCAAGAAACUCAAGAAACAGGCCAAGAAGCACGGCCACCACAUGCCCCAUGGCAUGUAUCCUGGAGCCCAUGGUGCCCCGGUGGGUGCUUACCCAGGCACCUACCCGGCAGGUGGCUAUCCCACAGGGGUAGCCAGACCCCCAGGAACAUACCCAGCGGGCUCCUAUCCAGUGCAAGGCUACCCAGGCGCCGCCCCAGGAUACCCAGGGGCAGCGCCAGGAUACCCAGGGGCAGCUCCCGGAUACCCCGGCGCAGUUCCAGGCUACCCUGCGGGUUCUACUGGUUAUCCCCCUGCACCCAAUCCGGCUUACCCUGCACCUGUCCCCGGCUAUGGGGCUCCAGCUGGAGGGUUUGUAGCCCCUGGUGCCCCGCCCGCUGGUAGCUACCCAGGGGGUGCAUACCCAGGACCUGGCAGUGCUCCAGCUGCUGGUGGGUUUGCUGCUCCUGGGUCAGUGCCCCCUGUUAAUCCAUCAGUGCCCAGUCAACCAGGUUACCCAUCAGGAGCCCCAGGUCAACCAGGAUACUCAACUGGAGCACCAGGUCAACCAGGAUACCCAAGUGGAGCCCCCAGUCAACCGGGAUACCCAUCAGCACCCAGUCAACCGGGAUACCCAACCGGAGCCCCAGGUCAACCUGGAUACCCAUCAGCACCCAGUCAACCGGGAUACCCAACCGGAGCCCCAGGUCAACCUGGAUACCCAUCAGCACCCAGUCAACCGGGAUACCCAACUGGAGCCCCAGGUCAACCAGGAUACCCAUCUGGAGCCCCAGGUCAACCGGGAUACCCAACUGGAGCCCCAGGUCAACCAGGAUACCCAGUUGGAGCCCCAGGACAGGCCCUUGCUGGUCAGUUUGGUCAGAUGAAUCUCCAAGGCAACAUGGGCAUGCCCCGUCCCACAGUGAGGGCUGCACCCAGCUCCUCGGCAGAGAAAGAUGCAGAGGUCAUCAGGAAUGCCAUGAAAGGAGCGGGAACUGACGAGCAGGCGAUUAUUGGCAUCAUCAGCCAGAGGUCUAAUGCACAGAGGGUACAGAUCAUGAACAUGUUCAAGACCAUGUAUGGAAAGGACCUUAUCAAAGACCUUGAGUCAGAGUUGAGUGGAGACUUCCGAGAGACGAUCAUGGCAAUGUUCAAACCGACAACAUACUACGAUGCCUGGUCCCUGCAACAGGCCAUCAGUGGUCUGGGCACAAAGGAGUCAGUGCUGAUAGAGAUUCUGUGUACCAGGACCAAUGCAGAAAUCAAGGAAAUCAAUGCCUGCUACCAGCAACACUACCAUAGGAGCCUAGAGAAGGACAUAGUGGAUGACACCAGUGGACACUUCAAACGCCUGCUGGUCUCCUGCUGCCAGGCCAACCGAGCUGAGCUAACCCCUGACCAGUGGCAGAGGCUGCAGACCCAGGGACCGGAGGCAGUCAUCGACCGCAACCUGGCGCGAGAGGACGCUAACAAACUCUUCCAGGCAGGAGAGAAGAAACUUGGCACAGAUGAGUCUGCCUUCCUGUCUGUGCUGGCUAUAAGGAACUACUUUCAGAUGCGCGCUACAUUUGAGGAAUAUGUGAAGAUAUCUGGCCGAGACAUUCUCAGCUCUAUUGACAGAGAGAUGUCUGGGGACUUGAAGGAUGGAUUCAUGGCCCUGGUUAUGAGUGCCAAGAAUCGUCCGGAGUAUUUUGCUGACAAGCUAUACAGGGCCAUGAAGGGGGCAGGUACCCAGGACUCGACAUUGAUUCGAAUUGUGGUCUCCAGGUCGGAGAUUGACCUUCAGGACAUCAAGGAGGUGUACCUGUCCAAGUACCGCAAGACGCUCGGUACCUCCAUCAGCUCUGACACCAGCGGGGACUACAAGCGCCUCCUGCUGGCCCUUGUGGGACAGUAGGGGCCGUAAUUAGGGAACAAAAUAUGGGCCCUCAUAUAUAGAGGGAUUCUCAACCAUUAGGGGUUUUGAAUAAGUGCUGUUUUCUGAUUAUCUGCUUGUUUUGUGAUUAAUGCUUUUAAUAGGGAUUGUAUAACCUAGGGCUUUUGAAUUACUGCUGCACUUUUUCUCAUUGCACAUACAUGUAUUUCUAUUUGUCAGUUUAUACUAAGAAAAAGUUUGCCUCUACCGGGGUAAUUGUUUUAGUGCUACAUUUAUUUUAGGCUCUUAAAAGGAAUGAAUACAAAUUUUAAUCAUUAUUUAAUAUGUUUUGCAUUAAGAUGCAAUCAUGUGUCUAUGAUUAUGACUUUUUAUGAAUUGUUAUUAAAAUUGUGGCAAUUUUGUUUAUAUAAUAGAAAUUAACACCAUUGUCUGCAUUACAAUACAUAAUUGAAAUGUUUAUAACACCAACAUUAAUGAAUUUAGACAAACAAAUCAUCUACGCUUGAAAAGCAAUGAAAUAUUAUCCAUGUGCAUACAUAUUGGUGAACAUUUAGACUUAUAGUUAGUAUAGGAAAAAUAAUAUGUGGUAUUAAAGGUCUUAAUUGUAUAAAGAGAGACUGUGAAAAUGCCUAAAUCUGCUACCCCUAUUUACAAAGUUCAAGCAGCUGUGAAAUAAUAUUUUUCAUUUAAUCAUUUUUUCUAUCUAUUUACUUUGAAACAAAAAACAACAACCUUUGCUUAUAUGGAGUUCAUAAAAUCAGCUGAAGUAAUUCUUAAUUUUAGAUCGUAAAACCUCUUAUGUCAUUAAGAUAUGAAAAUGACUGCUUUGUUCAUGAAAUCACUGUAUGUAUCAAUAUAAACAAAAAAAUAUUCACCAUUUAUGAAAUACUAAUUAGUACAGUGGCAGAGUUAGACACUGCACAAAAACAAAAGUUUCUGAAAUAAGAAUAUGAAAUGUUUGUUGUUAAAUUUGGUUGUGGUAUUUUUUAAAUAUAUGUUUAAGACUUAAAUUUUGUUACAAAAUAUUUUUUUACUCCUUUUGGGCCGCAAAUUGGACCUUAUUCCCCUUCUUUAAACACACAUAUUUUCCCCCUAUUAUUACCUUACAUUUUUUCAUCUCAAUGUAAGCUUUAUUGUGAAAUAGACUAAAUUUUGACGAAAAAUUACA